AUGGCGGAUAGUAUCAAGGCACUUGAGGAUGAGCUGAAUCGCCAGCUGGAGGUCCUGGCGGAGGAGCGCAAGGGUCUGAGUGCGCUUCAACGAAAGAUGAACCGCGCCGCGGGUGGGCCCAAUGAGGGCGAUGAGGACAGUAGAAGACGGCAACUCCUGACGGCCAACAAGAAACUCCGUCAGGACCUCGAGAGGUUGAAACGCGAGGGUGCCGUGCCCGGAAGCAGCCCGCAGUUGAUUGGCGUACGAAACAAGAUUGCCGCUGCCUGGAAGGAGGUGGACGAGGUGGAGCAGGAGGUGGACACACUGCUGUUGCUGCUGCGUGAUAGAAAAAAGGUACUGGAAAGAGAACGCAAAUGCAAUCGCUCCGUCGACGUCCUUCGGGGGAGGCAGCGGGAGGAGCAACAAAGUCUUCGCGCGAAGUUGAAGGAACUUGAGGGUAAGCUCAAAAGAUCAGAGAAGAGAGAUGUCAUGCUACGCAAUCGCUUUACGCAACUGCAAAACCAGGUCUUGUUGAAUGUAACCGAAAAGGACGCCACCGCAUUGAGGAAAAAGCACAAGCAGCAGAUGAGAACAAUCGGCAAGCUUCAGAAACGGCGAGAGGAGCAGGCAUCUUCUUGGAUCAAAGUGGUGGAAAAUGACGGUCAACGCCUUACCAUUAGGGAGAAAAUGGCAAAGUCCCAAAUGGAGAAGGAAAUUGCGGAGCUGCAGGCACUCGUGUUAGAACGCAACGAGGAGAUUGCCCAGCUAAAGCACCGCCUGGCCAAAAGUUUUUUUUAA
Molecule: messenger RNA, 780 nt
Organism: Trypanosoma cruzi
Lineage: Eukaryota; Euglenozoa; Kinetoplastea; Trypanosomatida; Trypanosomatidae
Exons: 1
Coding region: 1-780 (259 amino acids)
Source: RefSeq, a predicted model, not a curated record